AUGAUCGAGAGUCUUGCAUCGGAGGAAACCUUUCCUGGUUUGCGCUCCAGUCGGCGUGCUGAUGAUCAGGCUUUCCUGCAGGACCUCGAGUCCACACUGUAUCUCCGCCGCCAUCUCCCAUGGCGGUCAUGGAGCACCCCACAACCAUGGUGGCCAUCCGCGAUCACCAAGAAGGAUGGUGCAUGCUUUGUUGCCCUGUCUGUGCUUUGUUGCCCUGGUGCCCUGUUUUUCUUCCUGGUAUUUUCCAACCGGUUGCAUGUAUUGGUGUGA
This is a messenger RNA of Cylicostephanus goldi, 270 nucleotides long. The record is from the annotation of a GenBank genome assembly. Lineage: Eukaryota; Metazoa; Nematoda; Chromadorea; Rhabditida; Strongylidae.